Molecule: messenger RNA, 742 nt
Organism: Oncorhynchus nerka (sockeye salmon)
Lineage: Eukaryota; Metazoa; Chordata; Actinopteri; Salmoniformes; Salmonidae
Product: RNA-binding motif, single-stranded-interacting protein 3-like
Exons: 6
Coding region: 31-453 (140 amino acids)
Source: RefSeq, a predicted model, not a curated record
UACUCCUCUCCAUACAUCUCCACCAAUAGGAUGAUAGCACAGACAUCCAUCACUCCCUUCGUCGCUGCCUCACCCGUCUCCACGUACCAGGUCCAGAAUACAUCCUGGAUGCCUCAUCAACAGUAUGUUAUGCAACCUACCGGUGCUGUGAUAACCCCAGCUAUGGACCUCUCCAUGCCCAUUCAGCCCUCCAGUAUGAUGGGUCCUAUAACACAGCAGAUAAACCACAUGUCCUUGGGAAACACAGGAACCCAGUACAUGUGUGCAGCAGCUGCUCCAAUGCAAGGAGCCUACAUUCCUCAGUACCGUGCAGUGCCUGCCUCCGCCCUCACAGUGGACGCAGUGGUGACAGAGGACUCGCCCCAGACUGUACCCCCCUCCUCACAGGACCCUAAUGGACAGCCACCCCUGGACAGCGACUCAGCUGCCUACUCCUACCAACAGACUAAAUAACAGGAGGAUGCCGAGCGAUGUGUUUCCGGUAACUGCAUUGCCUUGAGACAGCGGCUGCAUUGAAGCACUGAAGGGAUGGAGGGAGGAAAAAUACUGGAGGAAAAAUACUGGAUGACAAAAAGGAGGACAAAGAGAGAUUGUUUUAUCUUUGCACAGGCAUCAAAAAAAGACUUUGUUUUAUCUGUCCAGAGAGAGAGAGAGAGAGAGAGGGGGGGAGAGAGAGAGAGAGAGAGAGAGAGAGAGAGAGAGAGAGAGAGAGAGAGAGAGAGAUGAGAGAGAGACAGAGAGA